Oncorhynchus kisutch (coho salmon) is the source of this 3015-nucleotide messenger RNA. RefSeq names its product complement C1q tumor necrosis factor-related protein 5. The coding region runs from base 1470 to 2363 and encodes 297 amino acids. Lineage: Eukaryota; Metazoa; Chordata; Actinopteri; Salmoniformes; Salmonidae. The transcript has 3 exons. The record is from RefSeq and is a predicted model, not a curated record. Gene Ontology annotation, molecular function: protein binding.
GUCUCUUAACUCUCACAAAACUGAUCAACUGUCUCGGCUUUAAGGCUAGUAAUUAAGAAUCCUCUGAUUCGAAGGCCUUUACUGCUUUUUGAGGAGUUCACAAUAUGACGCGUAGGCUGUAACAGCAGUUAACAGCAUUGCUCAAGUUUUCCAGGACUUUGACUCAGUGUAUAGUGGAUACUUAUCCCUGACCAGUGACCACAACCCCUUGAUCUUCUCCCACUGUUUAUGUUUGGGAAAGAAAUUCCUCCAGUCUCAAAUCUUUAAAUCGCAUGUAAUCUGCCAACCUUUGUUAUCCUCGCCGCACCUCCUUUUCCCCACUCCCUCGCUUUCCUGAUUUCUCAACAUCUCUCUUGUUCUGAUCCUGAUCUUAUUGUUUGACUUAUUGAAGACUUAUUUUCCUCUUUAUUAUUUGUGCUGGGGAGACUUCAUAUAUUUCCCUCCUACUCUCACUAUAUUUUCCUCUCUGUCUCCCACCCUCCCUCUUUCUAGUUUGCUUUCAUUGCCGUUUCCUUCCCAGGCUGAGAGUUCUCCUCUUUUCCCAGGCUCUUUGGCUGAAAGCAGCAAAGAUAACGUUGACUGUUUUCACUUCAGCACAAGGCAAAGACUGCUGCUCCUAAGGACUUUUGGACGUUGACUGCACUGCUAAAGGAGGGGUCGGAGACACUCUUCCUCAAUUCAACACGCUCAGGCUUACACACGCACGCACGCACGCACGGGACGGACAAGAUGAUCCUGAACUCACGCCAAAGGAAAGCAGGGAUUAACACUGAGCUUUUGUUUUGAACUGUGUAAAUAAUGAUUGCUUCCAUUCUGGCACUGCUGCUCUCUUUAACAUUUAAUGUGAAACAGCUGUUUUAAAAACGGAGAAAACAAGUUUCCUGAAGUGCAGGUUACUGAUGCCAACAGCUACAAGCAGAUAUAGGGUAUGGUCAUAAUCUGAUUGCUCUUAUAGCCUUUUAAAAAGGUGUAAUGCCUGUCGGCCAUAGGUGUACGCUCUCAUUAAAUGUACUGGGGGCCUAUACUCCCAAUGCUUUGUGUCCGUGGUAUGAGGCGUCUUCUGUAAAAAAAAUUAGAUGGUUACUCCCUCUCUCCAGUUGCAUGCUUUCUCCUGGUCAUCUGACCCCUCCUCUUAGAUGUGUCCAGUUGAGUGAGAGUCCAAGAACUGCGACCAAUGGGAAAGGAGUUGGACGUCUGUAUUCACAAUACAUGAAUCUGUCAAUAAGAAAAGCUGAUUCAAUCUCUACUAUAUGAUAUGUUACACUAUAUUACAUGUUCUUUUUCUGCUCUCAUUUCAUAUCAUCAUUCUUUGAAGGAUAUUUCCACUCAUUUCAGCACAUAGCAUUUAUGGGUUCAAGUGUUUGUGUUAUUAGAUUUCCUUGUCGUUUAUGUAACCUUUGCGGUAUGGUGCUUUUCCUAUCAUCUGCAGAACAAAUCAAUGAACUCCAUAUCUAUUUAUAAACUCACGGAUGGAACACUAUGUGGAUCCCCUUGAAAAGUCAGUUCUAGAGAAAAUUGUAUCAAGUAGAAAAUGUAUUUUCUAUUCCUUUAUGUUGACAGAGAAUGUUUCUCCUCUACAUAGUAGCAUUGAAAUGAAAUCACUCCAGCUAUGGCCCCUCCUCCUCCUCCUCCUCCCCGUUCUACUGGUCAACUUCUCCAACCAAUUAGAAGACAACAAGAUACCGCCCAGUCUGUGUACGGGACACCCAGGUAUCCCAGGCACCCCUGGGUUGCACGGAGGUGCUGGCCAACCAGGAAGAGAUGGGAGGGACGGGCGUGAUUCUGCCCCUGGGGAGAAGGGAGAGAAGGGAGUCGGGGGAGAGCCAGGUGACACAGGCUUUAGGGGCCUCACUGGAGACCAGGGGAACCCUGGAGAUAAAGGAGACAGGGGGCAGUCGGGGGAGUGCGCCAUCGCUCCCAAAUCAGCCUUCAGCGCGAAGUUGUCCGAGGGCCGCACCAAGCCCGUGGCGGCGGAAGACGCUGUGCGCUUUGACAAGGUAAUACUCAACGAGCAGGGCGACUACGACAUGGAAACAGGACGCUUCACCUGCAAAGUGCCCGGCGUCUACUACUUUGCGGUCCACGCCACCGUCUACCGGGCCAGCCUGCAGUUUGACCUGAUGAAAAACGGUCACACGAUGGCGUCGUAUUUCCAGUUCUAUGGGAACUGGCCCAAGCCAGCGUCUUUGUCCGGGGGCUCGCUGCUGCACCUCAUCCCGGGCGACCAGGUGUGGGUACAGAUGGCAUUGGGAGAGUACAGUGGUUUCUACUCCAGCUCUAAGACUGACAGCACUUUCACUGGCUUCUUGGUGUACUCAGACUGGAAAAACUCUGCUGUCUUCGCCAAGGGCGAAGGGGUAUAGACAUUGGGGGGGACCAAGUUUAGUAUGGGGGCUGGGGGUCCUGCCUCAGAAAAUAUUUGAACAUUUUAAACAAAUUUACUGCCAUUCUACAUGAUUCGUGGCUUCUUUAGAAGGAAACUCUGGUCUUUGCAUAAACACAGUAAGCAAUAGGCUAUGGCACAUACCAUACUGAUGAGUUGGGAUGAUGAAUCAGGUGAACUGUCGUGCUUUCAGCUGUGCUUCGGGUUAGCCAUUUGACUGCUGCUGUGCGAUGGUGAAUCGUUUUAACAGACGACCUGACGGUGGCCCUACACCGUUUUUGAUCUACAUGCAUCAUCGUUUUUUUGCCUUUACAAACAAGGACAGGGGUUUAAAUGAGACAUGUUGGCUCCUGCAGUUGGUAGGAAUUAGCAACAUAAGAAGGUUAUAUAUCCAGUUUAGUGGUGGAGAGGUAAAGAGGAUUCAAGAAGGCAUCAUACAGGUAUGUGAGUUGUUUAGGACUUCCAACUGUGACAUCACUGACUGAUGUCAUGGUACUUACAGUAUUUUGUGAAGAAAAAAAAAGAGUUGUAAAGUAUUCAAACGGAAGCCCUAAAAUAGGCUUUUCACAAUCUUUUAACGUCUCUGUCUGUGCAGCCCUCAGUUAUGUCACCAAUAAAAAUGUCAACUCUCA